Molecule: messenger RNA, 723 nt
Organism: Capsicum annuum
Lineage: Eukaryota; Viridiplantae; Streptophyta; Magnoliopsida; Solanales; Solanaceae
Exons: 4
Coding region: 1-723 (240 amino acids)
Source: RefSeq, a predicted model, not a curated record
AUGGAUUCUCCCGUGCACACUGAAGUUGAGCCAAUGAAUGAUGAUGUUAUUACUAAUAUUGAGAAAACACCUGAAGCUGAAGAUAAAAAAUCUUUAGAUGUUGAUAAUAGUAAUAAGAAGGAUACAUGUAAGGAUAAGGUUGAUGAGCCUAGUUUGAAGACUAUUUUGAGACCUCCCGCUCCUUUUUCUCAGAGGCUGAAAAAGAAGCAAGGAAAAGAGGCAUUGGAGAAAAUGCCUGUGUAUGCAAAAUUCAUGAAAGAUCUGGUCUCUAGAAAUCCUAUUGCUUCUACAUCAUUAGUGGAGAAGAAGGAGAAACCUGGAGCCUUCACCAUUCCAUGUACCACUAGGUCCUUCAAAUUUUCUUGGGCUUUAUGUGAUCUAGGAGCCAAUAUAAAUCUUAUGCCGCUGGUUCCAUCCUUCAUAUUUCUUGUUGAUUUCAUAAUACUUGAAUGUAAGGUGGACUUCCAAGUCCCUAUCAUCUUGGACAGACCCUUCCUAACUACGGGUGAGGAAUUGGUUGAUAUGAAGUUGGAGAAGAUGAGGUUUACACUCAAAAAUGAACAGGUAAUCUUUAAUGUAUGCCUGUGGAUGCAACAUCCUGAUGAUAUAAGAAUUGUGUCGGUAAUAGACACCAUUGAUGGUGAGGUUGAUGCAGUUAUUAUUCCAAUUGAGGAGCGACUGCGCCUUGAAGCAUUAGCAGCGAUGAUUGUGAAUUUUGAGUGA